AUGUCGUCCACCUCCUAUGGCAGUCCACGAUUGUUGCUGCGCGUCCAGCUUGCGCUUACUUGCAUAUCUAUUGCAGCCAAUGCCUUGUGUGCUGGUGGCAUAUUCACCUUCCCACUCCUUUCGCCCAGUCUUGCUGAGCAUCUCAAGCUCACCCAGCCGCAACUGACGACCAUCGUUCUUGCUGGAAUGAUAGGCCAGUAUCCGUUUGCAGCACUUGUAGGCAAGGCUAUUGAUAGAUAUGGCCCCUGGUCGUGCUCCCUGGCAUCAUCCGUCCUUUUCUCCGUUGGAUUCGGUGCAUUCGCACUCGAAAUUGCCAAGACUCCCGACGACAUCACACUACCCUCGAAUUCAUCAUUUGAACGACUCACGCUCUUCUUCUUUAUGGCAGGCCUGGGAACGGUCACUUCCUACUUCUCAUCGCUAUUUGCUGCCUCGAAGAACUUCCCCGAAUACAUCGGUGUCGCUUCGGGAACCAGCAUGGCUCUCUUCGGGCUAUCUCCGCUCUUUCUGUCACUUCUUGCCUCGACUUUCUUUACCAGCGAUGAAUCCGGACUGAAUGUAAUCAAGUUUGUCUCAUUCAUGGCUAUUCUUGCGGGUAUUGUCCAUAUAAUCGGCGCCAUUAACCUACGAACCCCGGAUUCCCCUUCGAUAGUCUUAACAGAAGCCGAAGAAACUCGACAGGAUGAAGAGAACGUUGCAGUGCGGGAUAAUGAUGAGCGAACGCCGCUCAUACUUAAGAAGGCGCAGCAAUCCGUGGAAGUCAGCGUUGUUCCUGUUGAACACAAUAACACUGUAUUGGACUUACUAAAGGAUCCAUAUUUCUUGCUUUUGGGGUUGACAACGUUCAUUUGCCUCGGGUCGUGUGAGAUGGUUAUCAGCAACAUCGGUUCGAUAGUCGUUUCUAUGCCUUCUACAUCUCCCGUUCCUGCAUCCCUUCCGAGCGAUGCUGCUUCUUCUGUUACCGCAACGCAAGUUCGUUUGUUAUCACUCGCAAACACGAUCUCGCGUUUGUUUGUUGGUCCUCUUGCGGAUUUCGUGUCUCCCGUGGCGUCAUACCUUCCUUGCGGAACAAUCUAUUUUGCCCGCAAGCACCUUGUCAGCCGUGUUGCUUUUACCUUUGCUGCAAGCGCACUGCUCGCGUUGACAUUCGGCUGGAUGGAGUUCGGUGUAUCUAGCAGAGAAGGACUUUGGGCAGUGAGUAUAGGCACGGGUAUCGCGUAUGGCGGGUUCUUCACCGCCCUGCCCGGCAUUGUGUCGGGAGUUUGGGGCCUUUCUAACCUAGGGAGAAACUUUGGUGUCAUUACAUAUGCGCCCUUCCUCGGCACGCCAGCAUUCUCAUACCUUUAUGCGUUUGUCGCGGCCUCGCACAGCGACGGGAGCGGUGUGUGCACUGGACCUGAGUGCUGGCGGCUCACGUUUGCAAUUGCGAUUGUUUCGGCAGUGAUUAGCAUGGCGUCAAGUGUUAUAUUAUGGAGGCGUUGGAGUGGACGUAUAUGAAGCGCAUUGAUAUCCGAUAUCGCCAGCAUUUUCCGCUGUUCAUGGCCCUGCAGCUACAAUUAUAUAUUUAUCUAGAGGAGACCUCAACCAUACUGUACUACUAACUUGAUACUCCAUGUAUGCAUUCAUCUGUACUAUUAUAAUAAAUAGAGCGCAUGAACC
Fomitiporia mediterranea MF3/22 is the source of this 1659-nucleotide messenger RNA. Its product is annotated as MFS general substrate transporter. Gene Ontology annotation, cellular component: membrane. Gene Ontology annotation, biological process: transmembrane transport. The record is from RefSeq and is a predicted model, not a curated record. Lineage: Eukaryota; Fungi; Basidiomycota; Agaricomycetes; Hymenochaetales; Hymenochaetaceae. Bases 1 to 1497 code for a protein of 498 amino acids. The transcript is spliced from 5 exons. Gene Ontology annotation, molecular function: transmembrane transporter activity.